AUGGAGAAAAAGUUUAAAUCAUUAUUAAAAAUUCGUCGUAAUAAUCGUCAACAAGUACUCGAAGAGCCACAUGUAGGAGAAGCAAGUCAGUUCUAUUUUGCAUGUAGAAAUGGAGAUAUAGAUACAGUCAAACAAAUGUUACCUACUAUUCGUUAUGAUCAAUUGAAUCAGUUAGAGCCUAAUGGUAGUACGGCUCUUCAUGCUGCAACAUAUUUUGGUCAUGUAGAUAUUGUUCGUCUACUUCUACAUGCAUAUAGUUGUCAACGACAUCUACGAAAUCGUCAUGGUUUCACGGCAUAUGAAGAAGCACAAACAGAUGAAAUGCGAGAACUCUUUCACCGACCAUCAAAAGAAAAUCGAUUUAAUGAUGAUUCGAUAGCUGUUGAACGAACAUUUCAAAUAUAUUCAUCAUCAAUUGAUAAAACUGAAAUGAAUGGUAAUGAUGAUGACGAUGGUAUUUCAAAACCUGAUAAACGGUAUCUUAUUGGUUAUGAAACAAAUGAAGAAGUUGGACAACAAUUAGAUGGUCUUAAUGGUGUUAAAGCGUUUUUACAAUCACGAGUCGGACGAUAUAUAAUGGGACGAGGAAUGAAAUUAAAACUUAGCAAAGAUGCCGGUUAUGGUGAGGAAGAAUAUGCUUAUGUUACAAGUGAAAGAUUUCGACAUGAAGCUUUACAAAGAGUCUUGGAUGAAGAUGUUACUUCAAAUCAUCCUUACUAUAAACAUUGUUGUCAUCUACUCAACAAAUACAUUCAAGAAGGUACAAUUGAGUCUUUAUUGAAACUCUACACAUUGGAAGCACCAUUUUAUCAUUCAUUAUUGAAACGGUCAAGUCCAUUAGGAUUUCCAUUUUUUAUGCAUCUUUCAGAUUUAAAAAAACGUUAUUAUCAAGGAUAUUCCUAUCGCGGUGUUCAAUUGACUCGACAUGAAUUAAAUGAAUAUCGUUGGGCAUUGAAAAAUAAAGAUAGUGUUUUAUCAGCAUAUACAUUUGCAUCGACAUCUAUUAAUCGAGAUGUAGCUGAGCAAUUUGCUGCAAAACCUUCAUCAUCAUCAUCAUUAGAUAAAAUAAGUGUUCUAUUAAUAUUUCAUUUUCCUCAACCAUGUGAUACAGCAAUAAACUUAAGUGAAAUUCCUGAAUAUCAACUACCAUGUAUAUCGAAUUAUGAGAAUGAAAAAGAAGUGUUAGUUGGUCCACGAACAUUUUUCAAAGUGACAGAAAUUGAAAUUGAUCGAUUUAAUGAACAAUAUAUGAUUUAUUUGGAAUAUAUGCGCGGAGAACAGCAAACUAUAUUGAAGGCACUAAAACUCUUUCUUGUAACUGAUCUGAAGAAAAAAACUAGUAAACUGCGUCGUCAUUGA
Messenger RNA from Rotaria sordida, 1359 nucleotides. The record is from the annotation of a GenBank genome assembly. NCBI's taxonomy places the organism in Eukaryota, Metazoa, Rotifera, Eurotatoria, Philodinida, Philodinidae.